CGGAGGGUGGCUCUGGAGUCAGAAGUGGGCCGCGGAUCUGAGCGUUUCGGAAACCUUUCAGAGCCCAACAUAUAAAGCUGAUACAAGCAGAGCAGAUCUGGUCGGGUCCUCAGACGCUGUGUCUGGAGCAAUGUUACUGAAAACAGUGCCCUUGCUGGUGCUGGUGGCCCAGGUCCUGAUGCUGGAGAAUGGGCUCCUGCGAACGCCGCCCAUGGGCUGGCUGGCCUGGGAACGCUUCCGCUGCAAUACUAACUGUGAUGAGGACCCAAAGAACUGUAUCAGUGAGCGACUUUUCAUGGAGAUGGCUGACAGGAUGGCACAGGAUGGAUGGCGAGACCUGGGCUACACAUACCUCAACAUUGAUGACUGCUGGAUCGGUGGGCGCGAUGCCAGCGGCUACCUGGUGCCUGAUCCCAAGCGCUUCCCUCACGGCAUUUCCUUCCUGGCUGACUAUGCUCACUCCCUAGGCCUGAAACUGGGCAUCUACGAGGACAUAGGCAACUUAACCUGCAUGGGUUACCCAGGCACCACACUAGACAAGGUAGACCAAGAUGCUCAGACCUUCGCUGAGUGGAAGGUAGACAUGCUGAAGCUGGAUGGCUGCUUCUCCACCCCCAUGGAACGUGCCAUAGGGUACCCCAAGAUGGCUGCUGCUUUGAAUGCCACGGGUCGCCCCAUUGCCUUCUCCUGCAGCUGGCCAGCCUACGAAGGGGGCCUUCCCCCGAGGGUGAACUACACUCUGCUGGCAGACAUCUGCAAUCUCUGGCGUAACUAUGACGAUAUCCAGGACUCCUGGAAGAGCGUGCUCUCCAUUCUGGACUGGUUUGUGCAAUACCAGGACAUACUGCAGCCAGUGGCUGGCCCUGGGCACUGGAACGACCCAGACAUGCUGCUCAUUGGAAACUUUGGCCUCAGCUUCGAGCAAGCCCGAGCCCAGAUGGCCCUGUGGACAGUGCUGGCAGCCCCUCUCUUCAUGUCCACAGACCUGCGUACCAUCUCCUUUCAGAGCAUGGACAUUCUGCAGAAUCCACUCAUGAUCAAAAUCAACCAGGAUCACUUAGGCAUCCAGGGACGCAGGAUUUACAAGGACAAAUCUCAUAUUGAAGUGUACAUGCGGCCCCUGUCCGGUGAGGCCAGUGCCUUAGUCUUCUUCAGCCGCAGGACGGAUAUGCCUUAUCACUACCACUCCUCCCUUGCCCAGCUGAACUUCAGCAGGUCCAUAAUAUAUGAGGCCCAGGAUGUCUACUCAGGUGAUGUCAUCAGUGACCUCCGGGUUGAAACCAACUUCACAGUGAUCAUCAACCCUUCAGGAGUAGUCAUGUGGUACCUGUAUCCCAUCAAGAACCUGGAAAUGUUCCAGCAGUAAGGAGCUGGGACAUGUGACAGAAUGUGGUGGCACCACUGAGCCCAGACCAUGGAGCCUCAGCAUGCCAAGGGCAAGUGAGCAGGAUUCUCUGCUCCCCAGGCCUAACUUGGUGGCCUGACCUCAUCAUACCCAAAGUACAAUCUCAGAGCCAGGUUCUAUGCCCUGCCCAAGUGUAAAAGCCCUUUUGGAAACUUCUCUUAGGGCAAUUUCCUGUGGCCUUCCUGGCCUCUACCUCAUAUGCAUGGCCACACAGGUGUUACUGAACAGCUCUGGCCUCCUGAGCCCCAUGCCUAUCAGGACUCUAGCCUCUGACCUUGUUGUUGAUUCUGAAAUCACGAUUUGGAAUUUUUCUAAUUAGGAGUAGAGAAAUCUGACCUCUUACCAGGAACUCCCAUGAAUCGUUUGAUCAGCUUUCCUACCUAUAGAAGGCCUUACAGGCUGAUGCUACUGGGGAAAGGAAACCUUGGCUCCCUUAAUUCAUCAAUAAACCUGUUUUUAAUCAA
Molecule: messenger RNA, 1869 nt
Organism: Carlito syrichta (Philippine tarsier)
Lineage: Eukaryota; Metazoa; Chordata; Mammalia; Primates; Tarsiidae
Gene: NAGA
Product: alpha-N-acetylgalactosaminidase
Exons: 10
Coding region: 131-1366 (411 amino acids)
Biological process (GO): glycoside catabolic process; oligosaccharide metabolic process; glycosylceramide catabolic process
Cellular component (GO): cytoplasm
Molecular function (GO): alpha-galactosidase activity
Source: RefSeq, a predicted model, not a curated record